GAAGCAGUUUUACUCCGAUAUACGUCACCACGGGGAAAUACUGUAAGACUAUCACUACUUCAGUUUCAUGACAUUUUUGGCAAUCUAUCUCUUAAAAGAUGACUGAAUUUCUAAAGAUACUUUCAAACAAGAAUGUUAUUGAGGCUUUGCUGGUUGGUCUUGAGAAGGUUAUUGGAAUGGUGGCUGGAGAUAAUUUCCCUGUUUCCUCCAUUGCUUCUUUGGUGAGGCUGGCAGUGGACAAGGUGGACAGCGAAGAGUACACGAACGAGCAAAUCCAAAAGAUACAAGAUCGCCUCAGUGUCAUUACUAAUAAAAUGAGUCAGAUAAAACUGGAGAUUGAGAAAAAUAUUAUGAAUAUCCAAUACUUUAAAGAGGAGCAGAACCUGAGGAACCAGUUUUCAAAGUUUAUGGAGAUAUUCAAUGUCAACCCUCCACACAGAGAAGCCUCAAAAAACUUGUUCAUGGAUGAUUUUAAAAGGUCAGGUGAGGAUAUAAAUCUCCACAAGCUCUAUAAUGCAGUAACAGGAGAUAAUUUGUCUAGAACGUCUGUGCUAGAGAUCAUUCUGGAUUGUGAGCAGAAGAGCCUCAGGCAAGUGGAGAAUUUUUGCACUAAGCUGAAGCAUCUGUUCUGCAUCGGUUUGAUAGCUUUUCUGGGAUACUUAAGUCUGAAAGGCAAAGAUGAAGAGAAGUUGCUUCAAGAGCAAGAAGAGUGGUGCAAAAAAAUGGAAGUGGUCCAGUCUAAAAUAAAUGAGGCUAUCAAACAGUGCAUCAACAGCUUUCCCACACAGGCUAAGACGGAUACUGAAGGCAUUGUGUUAGAAUGCAGUGACAAAAACAACCAGGAACUGGCUGACACAUUAAUUGGCCACUUAAAAACGAAAUACAACUGGGUGAGCUGGAUGGUCCGUGUCUUUAACUCUCCUACAGGCCUGUUCACCCCCAAAAAAGAUUACCAGGGUUUGAUGGGAAACAGUUGGUUUCAGGUGUUGGCAUCGGGCGAUAAAAAUGUUGUGAUCUCGUACAGCACCUCACCAAAAAGCUUCGAUAAAACCUUUAUAUCUACGCUUGUAGUGGUCUUGGAACACAACAGAUGUAUAUGGAAAAUGCCCUCAAUGACAUUGAUGAGCAAAAAGCUUUUUUUGACAAAUCCCUUUGGUGUUGUUCAUACAGUCAAGAGCUCAUGUAAAAAUCUGGGCUAUUCCUGCAACUUCUCUGAUGAGCUGCACUACUAUGAAGACUUCAAGGAUUUCUAUGUCUUUUUUCAUUCUGCUUAAUGCUGGCAAGAAAAUAAUACCAAGUCAACCAUAGUUACACUGAUUGAUGCACAUUGCAAUGUUAUGGAUGGAUGCUAUACCAAAUAAAAAUAAAUGUUUGAAAUCUUCUUUUAAAAUAUAUACUGUAUUUCAUAGAUAUGUUGUAUUUCUGGGAUUUAUUUGCACAUUAUUCUUAUAUUUACUAUUCUUUACUCAUUUUAUGAAAUCAGAUUAUGUAUUGGUUUUAAUUAUGUAUUAAUUUACCAUUUCAUUUUUUCAUUCAUUAUUAUUCUUUCAUUAUUAUUUUUCAAUACAAUCUCUUGCUGCAAUAUAUUGUCUUUACAAGUACACAUAAGGAAAUGUCCCAGGAGAAUGUUGUGAACAUUUAUACUGUCUAUGCUUGGAAUAAUAGCACCUACUGAAUCUUUUACUAGUCAAACAAGUCAAAUUUAGAAUUGAAAUGCAUCUAAGAUCAUUUAAUAAACUCUGCUCAUUUUAUUUGUGGCAGACAAUUUUUGUGGCAGACAAUUUUUGAAGAAAGUAACUUUAUAUUACUUCAUUUAUGUUUGUGAUGGCAAUGCCUGCUUCAUAGUUAAACUCAUCAAAGCUAAAACAUUUUUAUUGGAUGUCUGUGUAGAUAUUUUUCAUGCAAGUUGUCAAUAAAAAUUAAAUCAAUUAAA
This is a messenger RNA of Paramisgurnus dabryanus, 1933 nucleotides long. RefSeq lists its product as uncharacterized. Lineage: Eukaryota; Metazoa; Chordata; Actinopteri; Cypriniformes; Cobitidae. The record is from RefSeq and is a predicted model, not a curated record.